AUGGCCCAGUUCAACUUUGAAGGAGAUAUCGCAGGACUAAGCGACCGCCAAUUAGAAUUCGUCAAUAAAGUGGUUUCUGAACAAUAUUUGAAAGUGAACAAGGUGGUCUUCGAACCACUUGGAAAAACUGGUGAUAAUUUCAUGUCGAACGUGAAGAGAAUCAGCAUUGAAGGAGAAGAUGGAAACUUGAAGAUGGUCGUCAAAAUCGCGCCGAAAGAAGAAGUCAUUCGAGCCUCCACUCAUACUCAAGUAAUGUUCACUAAUGAGCAUAUCAUGUACAAGGAAGUGCUACCUAAGUUUGUGUCGCUGCAGAAAGCAGCAGGAGUACCAGCAGAAGAACGUCUAAGAUACGCAAAAUGCUACGGAUCUCUAAACGAAGCACCCGAUGAAAUGAUAUUAUUAGAAGACUUGAAUGAAUUGGAUUUUACCAUGCUGAACAAGUACGAGUCUCUUUCCAAUGAAUGUGUUAAGAGCAUUUUAAAGAAUUUUGCAACACUGCAUUCUCUUUCUUAUGCAUUAAGACAUAAGGAACCAGCCGUAUACGAGCAGUUUAAGAAUAAAUUAACAAACACUUGGCCAUUGAUGCCCCAGAGUCCAGUGUUUGCUAUGCAAAUCCAACACGUAGAAAUGGCAGUUUUGUCGUUGCUUGAUGACGAGACUCAUAAGAGCCUGAUUAAGGGUAAAUUUGAAGGAAUGUUCAAAUUGAUGACGAAGUUGGCGAAGGAAGAGGAUGGAAAACACUUUGUGAUUCAACAAGGCGAUGGGUGGACCAACAAUGUUAUGUUUAGAUUUCAGGGUGACAAUUUGAUGCAGUCGAUCAUGAUUGACUACCAGGGAUCUGGCAACAACAGGCCUGUAUUCGACCUUCUCUACAUGAUCUUCAACUGCACCGACCAUGAGACGAGGUCCAAGAACUUCUACGACUGGCUGCAGUACUACCAUACUGAGUUAGACAGAUCCUUAUCCAACUUUGGUUUGAAAGCCAACUAUUUUUACCCAAUGGAUCAACUUGAUGUAGAUUUGAAGCGAUAUGGAAGAUCAGUCUUUGGUUUGUGUCUGAUGCUGUCAAAUAUCUUGAUGAGGGAUUCAAAAGAAGCUGGAGUUAUUAUGGAAGCUCUUAAAAGUGGUGGUAUUGAAAAGACGAUGGAGGCAUUCAGUAGUCACUCGUUGCAAUCAGAAAGUGUAGUUCGUGGUAAAAAGAGAAUUGUUGGACUGAUCGAAAGCUUUACUCAGUUCGGUUUGUUGUAA
Spodoptera littoralis (African cotton leafworm) is the source of this 1248-nucleotide messenger RNA. The record is from the annotation of a GenBank genome assembly. Lineage: Eukaryota; Metazoa; Arthropoda; Insecta; Lepidoptera; Noctuidae.